Colletotrichum spaethianum is the source of this 1467-nucleotide messenger RNA. Its product is annotated as exoglucanase 2. The record is from RefSeq and is a predicted model, not a curated record. Gene Ontology annotation, cellular component: extracellular region. The transcript is spliced from 7 exons. Lineage: Eukaryota; Fungi; Ascomycota; Sordariomycetes; Glomerellales; Glomerellaceae. The coding region runs from base 1 to 1467 and encodes 488 amino acids. Gene Ontology annotation, biological process: cellulose catabolic process. Gene Ontology annotation, molecular function: hydrolase activity, hydrolyzing O-glycosyl compounds; cellulose binding.
AUGGCUGCACGCACGCUUUUCGCCGCUGCCCUUCUGGGCACUGUGGCCUUCGCCGUUCCCAUCGAGGAGAGGCAGUCUUGCGCAUCUGUCUGGGCCCAAUGUGGUGGUCAAACCUGGACCGGUCCUACCUGCUGCGCCGCCGGCAGCACCUGCGUCGUCGGCAAUCCAUUCUACAGCCAGUGCAUCCCUGGCAGCGCUGCUCCAUCGUCAAGCUCGACUGUCGCCUCUUCAACCGUUCUCACGAGCUCCACCUCCGUCGUCAGCCCGUCCCGCACCUCGACGACGACCGCCGGCUCCGCCACCACCACAAGCCGCGGCUCCACGACCACUGCUCCUCCCGUUAGCGGCGGUGCUACCUACACUGGCAACCCCUUCGCUGGCGUCGACCUUUGGGCCAACUCGUACUACGCCUCCGAGAUCACGACUCUGGCCAUCCCGUCUCUGAGCCCUGCUCUGGCCACUGCGGCCGCCAAGGUCGCCAAGGUCCCGACCUUCAUGUGGAUGGACACCCGCGACAAGGUUCCCUUGGUUGACGCUACUCUGGCCGACAUCCGCCGUGCCAACCAGGCUGGUGGAAACUACGCCGGUGAAUUCGUCGUCUACGACCUCCCUGACCGUGACUGUGCCGCUGCCGCCUCCAACGGCGAGUACUCCAUCGCCAACGGCGGUGUUGCCAAGUACAAGGAAUACAUUGACGCCAUCCGCACCAUGAUCCUCAAGUACUCUGACAUCCGCAUCCUCCUCGUCAUCGAGCCCGACUCUCUUGCCAACCUCAUCACCAACUUGAACGUGGCCAAGUGCGCUGGUGCCCAGGCUGCCUACCUUGAGUGCACCAACUACGCCGUCACCCAGCUCAACCUCCCCAACGUCGCUAUGUACCUCGACGGUGGCCACGCAGGCUGGCUUGGCUGGCAGGCGAAUCUGGGUCCUGCUGCGCAGAUGUACGCCAAGGUGUACAAGGACGCUGGCAGCCCCAAGGCUCUGCGUGGUAUCGUUACCAACGUUGCCAACUACAACGCCUGGAGCGUCAGCUCUCCCCUCCUUACACCCAGGGUAAUGAUCCGCCGUCGUUUUGCUUUUCAGUCCGGCAACUCCAACUAUGACGAGAAGCACUAUGUUGAGGCCCUUGCUCCUCUCCUUGCGGCCCAGGGCUGGAACGCUCAGUUCAUCGUUGACCAGGGCCGCUCCGGCAAGCAGCCCACUGGCCAGCAGGCGUGGGGCGACUGGUGCAACGCUAUUGGCACCGGCUUUGGUCUCCGCCCGUCCUCCAACACCGGCUCCUCGCUCGUCGACGCCUUCGUCUGGGUCAAGCCUGGCGGUGAGAGUGACGGCACUUCGGACACCUCGGCAGCCCGUUACGACUUCAACUGCGGCAAGAGUGACGCCCUCAAGCCUGCCCCUGAAGCUGGCACUUGGUUCCAGGCCUACUUUGAGCAGCUACUCAAGAAUGCCAACCCGGCUUUCUAA